AUUCCCCAUACAUGUGGUACUUAGGAACGGAAGCCAACGUACCGCGCCCGCGAAAAUUUGGAACUUUGUAAAGUUUAUCACAUGAACUUGAUAUCCAGUGACCAUGGCAGAGGAUACUACCUCAGUCUCUAAGGUUCAUUGCUUUUAAUUAAGAAUUUUUGAGAUUAAGUUUGAUUUUGACUUCUUUAAAUAAGUCAUGGGUUGUUUUGAACUUUAGGGCUGCUUUCUGAUCAAGAAAUCAUCGGCUCACUCUCCAAGAAAGCGUCGUGCAGGUAGUCUGGAUAAGCGUUCAUGUCAAGCAUGUCACCGAAGUUUGCUUUGUCAAUCUGACAAUCUCCCCUCUAAAUCAUCCAUACCUGGGAUUAUCUUGAUAAUUUAAAGGGGAACUAGCGCACAAAUAAAAGGCAAAGCUGCGAUCUUCAUCGUAGUCUGAUAACAGCCAAUCUGUCGAUUAUUUUACUGUGAAGACUGAAUGCAUUUCAAACCUAUUUCUUUGGCUUCAGGCACAGACCACUUCAUCAUGUCUAACAAGUUAAUGACCAGAAGCUUUCUUUUUUUUAAUUUCUUCUCAGACAAUAUAUUUCCAGAGGUUGCUGGAGAAAGUAUAGCCCAUCGCAAGCAGAGAUAUGAAAACUUUAAAAAGUGUUGGGAAUCUAUUAAAUGUGAAAUUGAGGUUCUGCAGUCACAGAUGAACAGUAAAAUAUUUUCUGACCUCGUGGAAUUUUUCAAGAGAGCACAGAAUGUAAAAUCAUCAGAAAUUGGGAGGACCAGUGUCGUACAAGAAAUACCUACAGCUGCUCUGAUAACUGGUGUAAAUAUGCCAGACCAUGAUGUUGUAUUCUCUCAGUUAGCCAGUGAAUUAAACAGUCAUGUUACUCCAUUUGUUGCUUUACUGAGGUCCAAAGACUGCACAGCGAUGAAAGCAACGAUGAAGAAUGUAAUAUCACAGUUCUUUAGUUUUGAUGUACAGGAUGAGGAUGAUUUGUCUCCUUCAGAACAAGCCCAGAAAUUAAGCAGUUUUACAAUGCCUGUACUUUGCCGCUGGUAUGGGAAAAUGAUCAAGUACAAUUAUUCAAAAAGAAGACAGAGCAGACAGCAAUCACAGUAUUCAGAUCAACCCCCUUUGGUUGUCAUUUUUGAGGACUUUGAGGGUUUUCUUCCAGCUGUUGUUCAAAACUUUGUGAUGAUUUGCAGUCAAUACUUGAGUGAACUUCCUUUGGUCCUAGUCUUUGGUAUUGCCACAGCGCUGACAACUGUUCACAAAGUUUUGCCCCAUGCUGUAUCUAGUUUGUUGUCCAUUGAGAGAUUUCAGUCAGAACCAUCACAUGUUUGUGUUCUGGAGGUCAUAAGCAAGGUUUUGAUGACUGCCACAUUUCCAUUCAAACUUAGUGCACAAGUGUUAAGAUUACUGUAUGAGAAUUUUCUAUUCCAUGAUUUCUCACUUCAGAACUUUUCCAGAGGACUUCAGUUCUGUUUGAUGGAGCAUUUUUUUGAGAGUCCUCUGAGUGUGCUCUGUUGUGUGUCAUCAGAUGACAGGAAAGAUUUGCUGAAUGAAAUGAGUCAUAAACAAGUGGAAAUGUUUAGAAAAACAAUGUCUUUUCGCAGAUAUGUUGAAUCUGAGCCACCAUCAAAGCAACUGCCAUUGUUACUGGAUGACUCCUUUGCCAAGGAAGCAAUAGCUGAACUUUUAAAAAGCUUUCAUGAGUACCACUGGAGUUUCUUCCCUGUGUUAAAUUGUCUCCAUAUUCUCACCUGUAAUCUUCCACAACAUCCUCUGGGAAAGAAGCCUCACAAUGUUUAUGAAAACAGUUUGUCAAGUAAUAUUUAUGAACAGGAAAAAUAUAAGGAGGCACUGUCCUUGCUCAGAGUUUGUUCAAGGGAUGAGCUUCUUCCUCUUCUUAAUAAAUGUGAAGAAAUUUUAGGGAAUGCUGUGGACUCUCCUGAAACAGGAAGGUAUUGCCAAAAGCUCAAGAAAUCAAGAGAUGGUAUUUGUAGAUUGCUUGAACAAUUUGACAAAAUAAGCGGAAUCCAAGAGACUUGGGAAAAAAGGUCCACUCAAAAGGAAGCACUAUCCACUGUUACCAACAGAUUUGAACUUCAAGAGAGACUAAUGAGUGCUGCAAAACAAAAGAAGAAAGAAUCCCCAUAUGAUAACUUGCGAAAGAAAACAAUUGAUGCUAUGGAUGAGAUGUUCAGAACAUUUUUGACCUGUCCACAAAACAUGCCUCUGCAUGAGGUCAUUUAUUAUGACAAAUUACAGGAAACAAGAAAGCACUUGGUUGGAAUGCCUCGUGUAGCUAUACAAAUAGCCUUAAGUAACCCUCGGCAUUACCUUCAAUGUGACUGUUGUCAGACUGACAUAGGGACAGUUCAGGACACCUUACCUGACGUGUGCAUUGCUUAUAAACUUCACUUGGAGUGUGGCAGACUAAUCAAUCUUUAUGACUGGUUCCAGGCAUUUACAGCUGUUUUGGAACCUCAAAUAGAACAUCAGUCCCUAAAAUGUUCUCCAAAGAAGAAACAGAAAAUGGAUGAACAGCUACAUGCUCGUUUCAUUCAAGCUGUUUCCGAACUUCAAUUUCUUGGAUUCAUCAAAUCAACUCGACAGAAAACUGAUCAUGUACAGAGACUCACUUGGGGAGCAUUUUGAUAUAAAAGUUAUCCUUCACAUCUGGUCAUUUUUCAACAGUAACAACAGUAACUGUCUUGUUGAUCUAGAAAGAACUGUGAUGGAAGAACUGGGUUUUCAAGAAAAUAUAAAAGUUGCAUUUUGUUUUUGUGGGAAAUACAUGAUUAACAAUUCUCACGUCGCUCUCCAGUCAAGUAUAAAUAGCUACUGGGAAUUUGUUACAGUUAACCUAACAAAUGCUGGUGGGUUUCCCACAAUGAGCUAGUAGCAUAGACAUGCUUAUCCUCAUUCCAUGUUAGAGCAACCAGGGAGAAGCAAUGACCAGCUAUAAUGGGCAGUUAGCUCUGUCAAUAUAAAAAGAACCUGGUUGACAUGGAAUUCAACUUGUUUUUCCUUAAUGUAAAUCACAUAAAAUUUGACUGUUAUAUCUGUUGUUUCAAAUCGUUUUCAAUGGUAGUUGGAAAUUUCAAGUUUCACCUGACACCUCAUGAAAUACAACUUCUGUUUAAUUUUUUAUUUAUCUGCUUCAUAAUGUUAAUACCAGAUAUAGGUUCUGGUAUUUUAGAUUGGUUGGGUCCUCAUAACAUUUAACAUGUUUUUGAAGGUCAAAGUAUUCUCAGAGUAAUUCAAUGGUGAAGUUCUUGCUAAAAAAUAUUUAGUCUUUUUGUGUACGAAGGUUGUUAAAAGUUAUGCAAAAAAUAAUUAGAGAUAUUGAGAUAAUGUGAAUUGGCCACUGUAAACAGCUUCUAAGCUGGUGUUUCAGUGCAAAUGGACAUUGGGUUCAUGCUCAGACAAAGGGUUAACACUCAAAACAUCAGCUUAGAAACUCUUAACAAUGGUGGAUUUGACAAAACCAACUUAUCCUGUUAUACUUUCUCACUGAUGCAGCACCACAGUUUCUUUACAAUACACAUUGUAUGUACAGCAAGGCUUGGGCAGAAUUUUCAGAAUGUGUUGAAUGGCUAAUUGAUUUCAACUUUUUUAGCCAGCUCUGAACUUUAGCUUUUUCUUUCAACUUUUUUUUUAUUCUGUUAACAAUCAUUGUAUUGUAUAAAGAAUACUUUGCACACCUUUUGUAGAAAGCUUGAAUGACGUUCUUGAAACAGCAGAAUGAUAAAAUAACCAGUGAAAAGUAUGUUUACUAAGUUUCUCUUGAACAUGAAAAUUGUACAGAGUAAUAUGAACAUAUAAAAUACCAUGAAAAUAUUAUUAUUUAAUUAAUCUUAUACCAUAGCUUUUAUAAAUGACUUUCUCAACAACAAAAAAUAAUCAUGGAUCCUGGUCUAUCAAAAAAAGUCAUUUUUGAAAUUGACAUGUUAUAGAUGUAAUCAAGAAGUCUCAGUAUUUUCUAUUCUACAAUUAAUAUAACCAGCAUAAUGGAUUUUCUCCCAGAUAAGAGUGCUACUCAAUAAAGGUUUUCCAGGA
This is a messenger RNA of Pocillopora damicornis (cauliflower coral), 4054 nucleotides long. RefSeq names its product origin recognition complex subunit 3. Lineage: Eukaryota; Metazoa; Cnidaria; Anthozoa; Scleractinia; Pocilloporidae. The record is from RefSeq and is a predicted model, not a curated record. Gene Ontology annotation, molecular function: DNA replication origin binding. Gene Ontology annotation, biological process: DNA replication initiation; DNA replication. Gene Ontology annotation, cellular component: nuclear pre-replicative complex; DNA replication preinitiation complex; nuclear origin of replication recognition complex.